Gracilinanus agilis (Agile Gracile Mouse Opossum) is the source of this 2226-nucleotide messenger RNA. It is a transcript of the gene SEH1L, whose product is annotated as SEH1 like nucleoporin. NCBI's taxonomy places the organism in Eukaryota, Metazoa, Chordata, Mammalia, Didelphimorphia, Didelphidae. The transcript has 9 exons. The coding region runs from base 192 to 1682 and encodes 496 amino acids. The record is from RefSeq and is a predicted model, not a curated record. Gene Ontology annotation, biological process: cellular response to amino acid starvation; positive regulation of TORC1 signaling. Gene Ontology annotation, molecular function: protein binding; structural molecule activity. Gene Ontology annotation, cellular component: nuclear pore outer ring; Seh1-associated complex.
AACGUCUUCCUAGUUUUUUGCAUAUGGAAAGUUUGUUUUUAUUUACAAUUUUUGAGUUCACCUUAAAAAAGAAAAUUUGAUUAAAAUACAAAACACUCAUAUGGGAGGCUCCAGCACUUUCUAGCCCUUUUCCCAGGGGCUCAGCAGAGACGUGACGUAAGCACCAAGAGGAGAGACAGCUAGAGCGCCCCAUGCUGGCACUGCAGGAAAGCGCUCAUUUGUACGGGCUUCCAAUUAGUGGAGUCGGGGGAGUGGGUGCGCAUGCGCAUUCUCUCCAGCUAGCCGGCUGUGCGCGUUCGGGACGCCCUGUGCAUGGAGGCCCGGCGUGCUCUAGGGGAGGCCUUCGGAAGUCUGAGGCUCAAGGCUCAAGUCGAGUAGGCGGGAACCUCGCCGUGGCGGCAGUGAUGUUCGUGGCGCGCAGUAUCGCGGCGGAUCAUAAGGAUCUCAUCCACGAUGUGUCCUUUGACUUCCACGGGCGGCGAAUGGCGACUUGCUCCAGUGACCAGAGUGUGAAGGUCUGGGACAAAAGUGAAAGUGGGGAUUGGCACUGCACUGCUAGCUGGAAGACACAUAGUGGUUCUGUGUGGCGUGUGACCUGGGCACAUCCUGAAUUUGGACAGGUUUUGGCUUCCUGUUCUUUUGACAGAACUGCUGCUGUUUGGGAAGAAAUAGUGGGAGAGUCCAAUGACAAACUUCGAGGACAAAGUCAUUGGGUUAAGAGGACCACUUUGGUCGAUAGCAGAACAUCGGUUACUGAUGUGAAGUUUGCUCCUAAGCAUAUGGGUCUUAUGCUAGCAACCUGUUCAGCAGAUGGUGUGGUGAGAGUAUAUGAAGCUCCAGAUGUUAUGAAUCUUAGUCAAUGGUCAUUGCAGCAUGAAAUCUCAUGUAAGCUAAGCUGUAGUUGUAUUUCAUGGAAUCCUUCAAGUUCUCGUGCUCAUCCCCCCAUGAUAGCUGUAGGAAGUGAUGACAGUAGUCCAAAUAUAUCUGCUAAGGUUCAGAUUUAUGAAUAUAACGAAAACACCAGGAAAUAUGCAAAAGCAGAAUCCCUUAUGACAGUCACUGAUCCUGUACAUGAUAUCUCAUUUGCGCCAAAUUUGGGACGAUCAUUCCAUAUCCUAGCCGUAGCAACCAAAGAUGUGAGGAUUUUCACGUUAAAACCUGUAAGGAAAGAAUUAACUUCUUCUGGUGGUCCAACAAAAUUUGAGAUUCAUAUAGUAGCUCAAUUUGAUAAUCACAACUCUCAGGUUUGGCGAGUGAGUUGGAAUAUAACAGGGACAGUACUAGCAUCAUCUGGAGAUGAUGGCUGUGUAAGAUUGUGGAAAGCUAAUUAUAUGGACAAUUGGAAGUGUACUGGUGUUUUGAAAGGUAAUGGGAGCCCAGUCAAUGGGAGCUCUUCUCAACAGGGAAUCUCAAAUGCUUCUUUAGGGUCAAACAAUCCAAAUCUACAAAAUUCACUCAAUGGAUCUUCGACUAGCAGGUAUUUCUUUCCCCCUCUGGAUUCCCCACGGGCUGGAUCAAGAUGGUCCAGUUAUGCCCAGAUCCUUCCUCCUCCUCCUCCUCCUCCUCCUCCUCUGAUAGAGCACUCUUGCGAUGCUGACACUGCCAACCUCCAGUAUCCUCACCCUCGCAGACGAUAUAUCUCUCAGCCUCUUAAUCCCUUACCUGAGAAUGAAGGAGUUUAAAACACUCACUUAAAAAUUUAAAAGGCCUUAUUCAGAUGUUUGUAAAUGCUUUCAUUCCUGGCAGCUUUUUUUUCUUUCAUUUUUUUUUUCAGAUAUUUUCUAAAUUCAGGGAUCUUGCAUGUAUUGCAAUUAGGACAAAGAAAUUUGAAUUUAAAUAUGUUUGUGCUUGUGCAUCAAAGGACUGUUUGUUUCUUUUAUUGAUACCCUUUGAUGAAAUAUGACAUGUACAAGCAUUAUUAACUGUGAAAGCUAUGUGGAAAAAUAGCUUACUUCAAAGUGCCUGUCCUUUACAUUUUAUUUUGUACUUAGUUUACUAUCAUGGUCUUGAGUUUUUGCUUUGUCACAUUCAUGUGUAAGUGUAUAAUUAUAAAGUUCAACAUACCCUUGAAACAUACGCUAGGAACUGUUUUUGAAUUCUGAUGGCUGGUGUUGGAACUAAUUAGUUAAGCAAAAUAAACCAUUCCUGUGUAUAAUGCAGCAAAAAAUAAUUUGUAGUGUUUGGUCAUUUUUAAAGAAGCUGCCAUUCUGAGUGUAAAUAUUGAUU